Messenger RNA from Mustela lutreola (European mink), 4152 nucleotides. It is a transcript of the gene SGMS1, whose product is annotated as sphingomyelin synthase 1. Gene Ontology annotation, molecular function: ceramide cholinephosphotransferase activity; sphingomyelin synthase activity. Gene Ontology annotation, biological process: sphingomyelin biosynthetic process; ceramide biosynthetic process. NCBI's taxonomy places the organism in Eukaryota, Metazoa, Chordata, Mammalia, Carnivora, Mustelidae. Gene Ontology annotation, cellular component: Golgi membrane; endoplasmic reticulum membrane. Bases 1301 to 2608 code for a protein of 435 amino acids. The transcript has 15 exons. The record is from RefSeq and is a predicted model, not a curated record.
GGGCCGGGGUGGGCCGCGGACUGGGCAUGCUCGGCAGCCCCGAGGCUCGCGGUGGCAAGUCGGAAGCGUUCGCACCAGCGAGGCAGCGACUGGGCAGCGGCGGCCGCGGGCAGGACGGAGCGGGCAGGGCGGGCCGGGAGGGGCAGACGUCUCCCUAGCGCACGGCGAGCCAGCCGGAGAGCGCGAUCCUGCUGCGGAGCCCGGACACUGCCCUGCCCCGGAUUUCAGUGCGCGGCAGGGGGCUCGGCAAGCGGAAUUCCGGCGGCGGCCGCGACUCCCGUGCAAGGUGAGGGAGCAUGACCAGCCCCGAAUGGGCCCCUGGGCAUUAGCCAUUCGCUUUUCUUUAGGAGAAAGAAGACUGCCGUCCGCUUGAGAGGCAAAGCCCUAGUGACCGAAGAACGGUAGAUCUUCUGAAUUUCGAGGGCAGUGAAGUAGGAGCGUAGCAGAGGGCGUACGCAAGACAACACUUCCGUGUUUCGCCGGACACGUCAGACUAUGGUCACCCUUUAGAGAUGGUUGGAAGGAAGAUUGAUACAGACAAAAGCGACAUGAUUCAGGGCCACCACUAAGAUCUUUGGGGGUUUCCCAGAAGCGUGUGGUUGGGAACAUCAUGAAGGAAGAGACAGGAGCCGACCCGAGGAAGCGUGCGUGAGAAUAACGUGGAAGGAGCCCAUUGGUAGAUGCAGGAGGGCUGCUUUGGGAGGCCUGGAAACUGAGUUUUGGAAGGAUUCAGUAACGGACAGCCACUCCGUGGGGCCUGUCUGUCCAGCGCGAGUCAGACCCUUCUCCACUGUCCAUGGUUUUCAAAGUCUUCCAUACCGAGUGACCAGCCUAGAAAGCUCUUGCCGGCCGGUGAUGGAAGUGAGCUGGAGCAGUGAGAGAAGCUGGUAACUUCUCGGAAGCCAAGAUGACAAGAAUUGUUUUAAAUAAUCAGCUUGUGGACGUGCUCCUACCCUCCUGCUUGUGGAGGCGGGAAGCUGCUGCACAGAGGGACUGGGUCACGUGCCCAAGACCCCACAGCCAGUAACCAGAAGAGCCAAGAUUGAAACUGCAGCCAUCUCUAGACCACCGGACUCACCUUCCUCUCCAGUAAGAGAAAACGGUUAAAGGGAACAUAUCCAGAAGGAAGACGGCCAGGGCGCCAUGAGGUGAGCGCGCCGGCCCCGAGAGCCCCCGAGAGCGGUGUGCGGGCUGCGGGAGCGAGAGCAGCCCCGCACGUCUGGCCACGCACGUCCCCGGCAUGAGGCCGGGCAGCAUGGGCGCGCCGCCGCGGGACCGCUGACCCCCGCCCGCCGGGACCAUGAAGGAGGUGGUGUAUUGGUCCCCCAAGAAGGUGGCAGACUGGCUGCUGGAGCACGCCAUGCCCGAGUACUGUGAGCCCCUGAAGCACUUCACGGGCCGGGACCUGAUCGGCCUGACCCGGGAGGACUUCACGCGGCCACCCCUAUGCCGCGUGUCGGCCGACAGCGGGCAGCGGCUCCUGGACAUGAUCGAGACGCUGAAGGUGGAGCAGCACAUGGAGGCGCACAAGAACGGCCACGCCAACGGGCACCUGGGCGCAGGUGCAGCCGGCCCGGGCCCCGGCCUCCAGGCCAAGCCCAACGGGGUGCCCAACGGCUACAGGAAGGAGAUGAUCAAGAUCCCCAUGCCAGAGCCCGAGCGCUCCCAGUACCCUAUGGAGUGGGGCAAGACGUGCCUGGCCUUCCUGUACGCACUGGCCUGCUUCGUCCUCACCACGGUGAUGAUCUCGGUCGUCCACGAGCGAGUGCCUCCCAAGGAGGUGCAGCCCCCGCUGCCGGACACAUUCUUCGACCAUUUUAACCGGGUGCAGUGGGCCUUUUCAAUCUGUGAAAUUAACGGCAUGAUCCUCGUAGGACUCUGGCUAAUUCAGUGGCUACUCUUAAAAUACAAAAUUGGACUUUCAAGCCACCGACUAGGAAAAAGCCCUGGGGAGUCUCUGCAUUUGUGUCAGACUUCACUGCAAAACAGGUCCAUCAUCAGCAGAAGAUUCUUCUGCAUCGUCGGCACGCUGUACCUGUACCGCUGUAUCACCAUGUACGUGACCACCCUCCCGGUGCCCGGCAUGCAUUUCAACUGCUCUCCGAAGCUUUUUGGAGACUGGGAAGCGCAGCUGCGGAGAAUCAUGAAGCUCAUCGCCGGUGGCGGCCUGUCCAUCACCGGCUCGCACAACAUGUGUGGGGACUACCUGUACAGCGGGCACACUGUCAUGCUCACGCUCACCUACUUAUUUAUCAAAGAGUACUCCCCACGACGACUCUGGUGGUACCACUGGAUCUGCUGGCUUCUCAGCGUGGUUGGGAUCUUCUGCAUCCUCUUGGCACACGACCACUACACUGUGGACGUGGUGGUGGCCUACUACAUCACCACGAGACUCUUCUGGUGGUACCACACAAUGGCCAAUCAGCAAGUGCUAAAAGAAGCUACCCAGAUGAACCUCCUGGCUAGGGUGUGGUGGUACAGGCCAUUCCAGUACUUUGAAAAGAAUGUCCAAGGAAUCGUGCCUCGCUCGUACCAUUGGCCCUUCCCUUGGCCGGUCGUCCACCUCGGCAGGCAAGUCAAGUACAGCCGCUUGGUGAGCGACACGUAAGGGCGCCCGACGCGGGCAAGCGAGGAGCUGUCCGAAGUGCUAGAACUGCACAAGAGAAGAUGCCAUGAACACACCUCCCUGACCCCGUUCUCCUUCAGCAGUUCCCUUGACUUAACCUAUUGAGUUACCUGGUCAGCACUGUGAUCUUUUUUUCUCUCCAAAGGACCUGCGUUGGACAACAAUAAAGAAAAUCUAACCUAUCAUGCACUGUACACAUCUUCCUGUUCAUAAGUUUGGGAUUUCCAUAACCUGCGACCACCAUGUUCCUUUGUAUAUGAUGCAACAGCAUAAAUGUAAGCUUUUAUAUCAUCAGUUCUGGUCUUUCCAGGCACAUCUGGAAAUAAAGCGUAUUAUUUUCUUGGGAAAACAUACUUUUCAUAUCUCUUGCCCCAAAGAUUGGGCUGUAAGCCAUUUUCUAGCAAAUGUCUCUAUGAAGGUUUCUAAGUACCUGAAUGGGGUUUGAUUCUGAAAUCUUUCUACCUGUUGCACCGAUAUUCAAAUAAAAAUGACAGACACAGAAAGGUUCGGUAACUUUGGGUUUUGUAAAAAUCAGCAGAGAGAGUGUGUCAAAAAGUGCAAAAAAAAAAAAGAUUCUGUUAUAAAGCGAUUUUCUAAGUAUUUCCUAACUUUAUUUUUCAAAAUAAUGUUAUGAAAACCAAAUUUAAAGAUUUUUACAUGUCGGAGAGAAGAGAGUUAAAAUUUAAAAAUGCUUCUUGGGAGAGAAAUUUGUCUAUGUUUAUAGUGCCUUUCUUGUCUUGAUUGUAUGGUCAGUAGGCAAUCUUAAAUGUUUUUAUUUAAAAUAAAUAUUCCAUGGAAAUAUAAAUGUAUGUAUACACUACUAAAUUUUGCAUUUAUAGCUAAAUUAAAUCAGAAGACUGCUUAUGGUUUUUAAAUCGCUAUGAAUUAGAGAAUGGGGGAGUCAAUUAGAAAGUCAGAGCCUGUUCCCAUAUUGUGAGCAGGUGGCAAUGACACGUAUACCACUUAAAUUAUUUUAUCAUCUAUUUGGUAGUUCAAUUUUAACUAUACAAUGAAAACAGCCAUGAAUACUUUGUUUUUAAAAAGAGAGUUUUGAAAAUGAUCACUUACCUAAAACUUGAAAGCUCUAAAUUAGUUAUCCGUACUCUCUUGACAAUUUUGUUGGUGAACAACAAAACAGAGAUCUAUUUCUUUAAAACAUAUUUGUGCAGAAACUGCAUGUAACUCGAAGUUUUACUCCCAACAUGAGUAUGUUUGGGGAAGUAUUCUCUUCUAUACUUGCCAAUGUGGAGAACAAAAUAGUUUUUUAAGAAUGAAGAAGUAUAUAUAUCCAUUCUGUAUUUUACGCGGCAGAAUUAUCUUCCGUAGGGUUUUUUUGUGAAUUCACAAGGUGAUAUUUGUAUUGUAAAACAAUAAUGGUGAAGGAAAUAAAAAAGGCUUUUAAAAUUUUGUUUGUUUUAAAUAUUUGUAAAGUUAUUAUUCCAGAGAGUACACUGAUAUCUUAACGGCUUACCUAGAUCAUAAAUUAAUCAAAAUGCACUUUUUAAUAAAACCUGAUACUUAAAAUA